AAGAGGAAACUUUGGCGGAGCGGCACACAUUAAUCAUAACUAACUAGAUAAAUAAAUACAUUCAUAGAAUAGCGACAUAAAAUAAAAGCACCAUGGGUUUUAUGCUGUCUAAAUCUAUGGACCAGAACUUCAAGAAGCAGCAGGAGUUCAUGCUGCACAACGCACGACUCCAGAUGGAGAGACAGAUCCUGAUGCAGAAUCAGAUGAGAGAGAGACAGAUGGCCAUGCAGAUAGCCUGGUCCAGGGAGUUCCUCAAAUACUACGGCACCUUCUUCAGCCUGGCCGCACUAGGCCUCACCAUCGGUGCCAUUAAGAAGAAGAAGUCUGUUCUCUUUGCCCCUGUCGUGCCUCUCAGUUUUGUCCUGGUCUAUCAGAUGGACAUGGCGUAUGGAACGCUAAUCUACCGAAUGAGGGGUCCCCAGGGGAGGCGGAGAGCAUCAUGGUCGCAGAACACGACCGAUUGGACCUUCCACACGGUGUGCCCAACUUCGAGAGCAUUGAGAAGGCAAGAAGAGCCAAGACCGCCCUCGGCUCCCUGUUUGAGAAAUGACACCGUCAUGGUGGGUGUGUUGUCCAGUGUCACACCCCUCUGAUCUCCACCCCUGGAAGUGAGUGAGUGAUGCUCCUCGGUCCCCAAGAUCAAUGUUCAUCAGGUCUUCACCACAGAGUUAAGCUGUGUUCACAUGCUAUCGAAAUGAUCGGAAACUCAGUAAAUGCAAGUACCUAGUUAGAUAUUUUAGCGUUUCCGAUGGCACAUGAAUGCGAAAUUAUACGGCCAGCCAUUAUUGAGCUGAAUGACUGUGAUCAAAAUCUGCCUUGUUUUAGAAUUAUCUACACCAAUGGUGUUCAGAUAUAUAUUUAAUGGAAAAUGGGUUAGUUCCAUUUAAGCCUUAGAAUUUGUGGCCACAUUAAAAUGGACUUCAAUUGCUCACCAGUUGCGGUUCAAAUGCCUAAGAUUAAUGGUAAGCAGUCACUACUCAGCCCUGGACUACUGUCAAAAGUUUGUAAACGUUGUAUAAAAAAAUGAAUUGCCAUUGUAAAAGAAAAGUCGACUGCCAAUGAUACUACUAAUAAAAUAUGAUUGUCUGUACACAGGACCAUGUGGAUAUUUCUCAUGACAAAGUUUACUUUCUGGAAUAGAAAAAAAAUCAAUCAAUUUCCACAGAAAUUCUUAAUUUUCUGCUAUCACAGUGCAGGUCAUCAUUUACAAACAGAUUAUUUAUUGCAGAUGAAGAUUUGAUUGGAAGCAGUCUUGAGUGUAUAGCUCUGAGCUGUUUCCAAACACCAAAUCUGAACAGUGACAUUUCACUAAUUCUGCUACAUGAAUGAAUUUAUACCCAGAAUACAUAAAAAAAAACAUGAAUUAUCU
Molecule: messenger RNA, 1369 nt
Organism: Salmo salar (Atlantic salmon)
Lineage: Eukaryota; Metazoa; Chordata; Actinopteri; Salmoniformes; Salmonidae
Gene: plgrkt
Product: plasminogen receptor, C-terminal lysine transmembrane protein
Biological process (GO): positive regulation of plasminogen activation
Cellular component (GO): plasma membrane
Source: RefSeq, marked provisional